This is a messenger RNA of Panicum virgatum (switchgrass), 2185 nucleotides long. Its product is annotated as flowering locus K homology domain-like. The transcript has 7 exons. NCBI's taxonomy places the organism in Eukaryota, Viridiplantae, Streptophyta, Magnoliopsida, Poales, Poaceae. The record is from RefSeq and is a predicted model, not a curated record. Gene Ontology annotation, biological process: regulation of gene expression. Gene Ontology annotation, molecular function: mRNA binding. Bases 135 to 1895 code for a protein of 586 amino acids. Gene Ontology annotation, cellular component: cytoplasm; nucleus.
UCUCUCUCCAACCCUUGAUCCUUCACGUGCUCCGCCGCGCCGCGGCUCGUCGCCGCCGCCAUUGCUUCCUCCACCGCGUGCUCCGCUCCUCCCCCGCCCCGCCGGCUCCCCUUCAUACGAGGAGUGCUGGUGGCAUGGCUAAGAUGCAGUCAAGUUCCAAGGAGCAAGAGGUUCAUAAAGUGGCAGGCAAAUCCCGUGAGCAAAGCCCCCUGAAACAAGGCUCUGUUGAUAAUGAAGACUCUGGUGGUACUACCCCCUCUGCUGGUGAAAACAGGUAUCCUGGUUGGCCUGGAACCAGUGUCUUCAGGAUGCUGAUUCCUUCACAUAAAGUCGGUGCGAUAAUUGGCAACAAAGGUGAAAGGGUUAGAAGACUGUGUGAGGAAACAAAAGCCUGUGUCCGAAUUAUAGGUGGCCAUCUUUGUGCGGCAGAGCAAGCUGUAAUCAUUUUUAGAAAGGAGCAGCCUGAUGAGCCAUUACCUCCGGCCAUGGAUGCACUACUAAGAGUAUAUCAACAAACAAUUAAAGAUGAUAAUUUAGAUUUGGGAUCCAAUAGUACAAUUGUGACACGGAUUCUUACACCAAGUGAACAGGCAACAAGCCUUAUUGGUGAACAGGGUGCGAUGAUAAGUUCAAUCAUGCAAGCUUCUCAAACUAAUAUCCGUGUCCUUGAUGGUGACCUGCCGCCUGUUGCACUGGAAGAAGAUAAGGUUAUUGAAAUAUGGGGACUGCCCGCAGGAGUGCAUAAGGCGUUGGAACUUGUUGCUUCUCAUCUGAGGAAGUAUCUGGUUGAUCGGAGUGUCAUCCCAUUGUUUGACCAUCAUGUCCCUAUGCCAAUAUCGCACACGGACAUGCCUCCAUGCCACUACAUUGACUAUCCUGAUGGCCCUGUGCGUGCAGUUAGUCCAGGCUAUCACUCUGUAUGUGCUGAAGAUUUUCAUUGUGAACCAUGGAGUGACAUUUCCUAUUCGAGGGUCAGGCAUCCUAUUGAAAGUCUUCUACAUGCUGAUGCAUUUGAACACAGAUGGGAGACAUCUACAUCAUUCAGGCGAUAUCGAUCGGUUACACCACCAAACUAUGCUAGAAGUGCAUAUUGGCCAGAAGCAUCUUCACCAAUGGAGGCAUAUCAUUCAGCUCCUAUGGAAUUACAUUCACACUGCAACCUCAUACAUGGAUGGCAUGCAACUCCAAUUAGUCCAACAGCUUUUGUUGAAAGAGUUCGCUCCCUUAUAUCUGUGUAUGGACAACAAGCACAUCCACAGAGACAGACAUAUCAAUCAGAUGAAAUGUGUAAACAUCCACGCUUUGGAAAAUCUUUACAUGUAAGUGAAGCUCAUCCAACCAGGGUGUCUCCAUCAGAUGCUACUGAACUACCUCCAAAUUCUGGUAUUUCUGCAUGCGGACAAGAAGCAUUUCCACCCUUCAGGAUGCGUCCACCAACUACCGUGGAAAAUCUUCUACACUGUCGUGUAUCUGCAUGUGGGCCAGAAGCGCCACAGCAUCAGACUCCGCCUGCAUCAACCAGUCGGUCUGCAGCAGUUGCUUCUCAGGUUAAAAAGAAGAUGCAAGUUCCAAUAUUCUAUGCUGAAGCUGUAAUUGGCCCAUCUGGUGAAAGAAUUGAAUAUAUUCGUCGUACCAGCAGGUCGAGCAUUUUGAUAAACAAUUCUGAGGAGAGCAUAAUGUCUAUUGAGAUCACUGGAAGUGCUGCAACUGAUGUUCUAACUGCAGAACAGCUGAUUAAGAACUUUAUGGCUGAAGCAGCUGCUGCCUCCCCUGGUCAUACUUUCGACUUCAUUCCACCAUAUUUGCCAGCAUCCAGAUCUCCCAUUGCUAAUAUUCUUACUACUGAGAAAAGCAGUGUCACUUUGCCAGAACAGCGCCUGCAAAUGAUAUACUGAAAGCUCCCCCAAAAGUUUUGUUUCUGCACAUACCAGCAAAGAUACUACCCAAACCUGAUACCGGCAACAUAGGGAAUACCGAUACAGUAAAUUCAGAAAGAUGUUUUGAAAUUUAUCAUGAGAUGAUUCUACCAUUACAAUUUUGACGCUGAUAAUUUCAUCUAGAUUCUUUUGUAGACCGUUUUGUAGCCUUGAUCCAUUCCAUGGUUUAAAAACUGGACUGAGGUGUUGGUGAGAAAACAGAAGCUAGAGCCUGCGCUUAUGGUCCAUGGAAGCGAAGUUUUGGUUGA